This is a messenger RNA of Ambispora gerdemannii, 225 nucleotides long. The record is from the annotation of a GenBank genome assembly. NCBI's taxonomy places the organism in Eukaryota, Fungi, Glomeromycota, Glomeromycetes, Archaeosporales, Ambisporaceae.
AUGCCUGAUCCUUAUUCAACGUCUUCAAAGACGUUAAAUGGGUCGUCUGUUAUCAUUGAAUUUGAAAGAAGGCCUAGUCCUCCUUGCAGCGGUGAUGGCAAACAACAACAGCGAUUUCCUCAAAAUGCAUUAUUACAUGCGCAUUUAGCCUUGCUAAUGAAAUUUAAAGAACUGGAGUUUGAUAAAGAGAUGGAUGACCGUUAUUUAUUACGAGCUGAACAGUGA